Rana temporaria (common frog) is the source of this 1972-nucleotide messenger RNA. Its product is annotated as gastrula zinc finger protein XlCGF26.1-like. The record is from RefSeq and is a predicted model, not a curated record. Lineage: Eukaryota; Metazoa; Chordata; Amphibia; Anura; Ranidae. Gene Ontology annotation, molecular function: DNA-binding transcription factor activity, RNA polymerase II-specific; RNA polymerase II cis-regulatory region sequence-specific DNA binding. The transcript has a single exon. Gene Ontology annotation, biological process: regulation of transcription by RNA polymerase II. The coding region runs from base 25 to 1668 and encodes 547 amino acids.
UCAGAUGACCAUCUAUCCCAUACUAUGACCUCAGAUGUCCAUCUAUCCCAUACUAUGACCUCAGAUGUCCAUCUAAGUUCUCACAGUGCCGAUCAAUCAACACAUCCACCCAAAUCCAAGGAGUCUUCUUUAUAUAACAGGAGUCACACAGGGGAGCGUCCCUUUUCAUGUUCCGAGUGCGGAAAGUUUUUUGCUACCAAAGGAACACUUGUUCGACACCUAAGCAUUCACACGGGAGAGCGUCCUUUUCCAUGCCCAGAGUGUGGGAAGUGUUUUAUUAGGAUGGGAGUUCUUCGUGCACACCUGAGGAUUCACACGGGUGAGCGUCCUUUUUCAUGUUCAGAGUGCGGGAAAUGUUUUUCUGACAAAGGAACACUUGUUAGACACCUAAGCAUGCACACGGGAGAACGUCCUUUUUCAUGUUCAGAGUGCGGGAAAUCUUUCAUUAGGAUGGGAAGUCUUCGUACACACCAGAGAAUUCACACUGGUGUGCGUCCUUUUUCAUGUUCAGAGUGCGGGAAAUGUUUCAUCGAAAAAGCAAAACUUAUUGGACACCAGAAAAGUCACACGGGGGAGCGUCCCUUUUCAUGUCCUGAGUGUGGGAAAUGUUUUACUACAAAAGAGGGCCUUCAUAGACACCAGUCAGUUCAUACUGGUGAGCGUCCUUAUUCAUGUUCAGAGUGCGGGAAAUGUUUCGCUUUGAAAGAAGACCUUGUUAAACACCAGAGAAGUCACACGGGUGAGCGUCCCUUUACUUGUUCAGAGUGCGGGAAAUGCUUUCUUAGGGUUGAUCACCUUCUUAAGCACCAGAGACGUCACACGGGUGAGCUUCCUUUUUCUUGUUCAGAGUGCGGAAAAUGUUUCGCUGAAAAGAACAGACUUCUUAUACACCAGAGAAUACACACAGGGGAGCGUCCUUUUUCAUGUUCAGCGUGCGGGAAAAGUUUCAUUGACAAAAGAGUACUUCAAACACAUCAAAGAUGUCACGCUGAUCAGCAUCCUCAUUCAUGUACGGAGUGCGGGAAAUCUUUCACUGAUGAUGGAGGACUACGUAGACACCAAAAAAUUCACACGGAUGAGUGUCCCCAUUCAUGUUCAGAGUGCGGGAAGUGUUUCACUGAUAAUGGAAAACUUCUUAGACAUCAGAGAAUUCACACAAGUGAGCGUCCUUUUUCAUGUACAGAGUGCGGGAAAUGUUUCAUUGAUAAAGGAACACUUCUUAGACACCAAAUAACUCACACGGGCGAGCGUCCUUUUUCAUGUUCAGAGUGUGGGAAAUGUUUCACUCAGAAAGGGAGCCUUCUUCUACACCAGAGAAGUCACACGGGCGAGCGUCCUUUCUCAUGCUCAGUGUGCGGGAAAUGCUUCCCUAGGGCUGAUCACCUUCUUUCACACCAGAGAACACACACAGGGGAGCGUCCUUUUUCAUGUUCCGAGUGCGGGAAAUGUUUUACCGUCAAAGGAAAACUGCGUGAACACCAGAAAAGUCACACGGGUGAGCGUCCUCAUUCGUGUACGGAGUGCGGGAAGUGUUUCCUUGAUAAAGGAACACUUCUGAGACAUUGGAGAAUUCAUACGGGCGAGCGUCCUUUUUCAUGUUCGGAGUGCGGGAAAUGUUUUACUAUAAGAAAGAACCUUCUUAGACAUCAGAGACUUCAUACCAGUUAGUGUCCUCUUUCAUGUUUAUAGUGCGGGAAAUGUUUUCCGGGUUCACCCAUCUGACCACGGAGCCCGAGACCGCUGUAACAGGCGGGGGAACCAAUGACGUUCCUCCCCAUCUGGGAACCGAAAGCGACGAUGGGUCCUGAUUUCCGGGUCCUUCUCUCUGCUUACCUGAUUGGCCGCAUUGGAGGUCACCGGAGGGUCUAAUAGACUCCAGAUCUCUCCAUAAAGAGGACCUGUGACGGCCCAUGGGAUGUUGUUCAUUUCUUAUGAUAGCAAUAAAGUUAAAAUAAAAAAAAAUUGUGUAAAA